Messenger RNA from Ceratitis capitata (Mediterranean fruit fly), 915 nucleotides. RefSeq names its product DNA replication complex GINS protein SLD5 (gene Sld5). The transcript is spliced from 3 exons. Gene Ontology annotation, biological process: DNA-templated DNA replication; double-strand break repair via break-induced replication. Gene Ontology annotation, cellular component: GINS complex. Bases 161 to 835 code for a protein of 224 amino acids. The record is from RefSeq and is a predicted model, not a curated record. NCBI's taxonomy places the organism in Eukaryota, Metazoa, Arthropoda, Insecta, Diptera, Tephritidae.
GUAACAGUGAGAAUAGGCCUGUAUGUCGUCAUAAGUCAACUGCUGUGUCUGACAGUACCUUUAUGCCUUUCUGUUUAUGUUUUGUUAUAACGCGUCACUAUUUUUAUAAACUCAAGAUAUACUACUAAUCUUUAAAAACUUCAUAGUUUUGAAAACUGCAAUGUCUGAAAGUGAUAUCAUUGAGCCACUUAGUGAUUCGGAGCAUAAUGGAGAGUAUGAAGAUCAGGUUGAGGAGGAAGAAUUGAUUACCGCACAAAAGGUAUUAGAGAUUGUUGAGACAGCUUGGCAAAAUGAAUUGUGUGCACCAGAAAUUCUACAACAUCAAGCCGACAUGUUGGAAUUGAUGCUCGGUCAGGUAGCACAUAUGGAAGAAAAUAUGAAAGAUUUGGAUAAAAAUGAUUUUCGAUUUAUCGUACAUCAAAUGGAAUUAGAACGUAUACGUUAUGUGAUAGCAAGUUACCUGCGUUGCCGGUUACAAAAAAUUGAAACUUUCACGCGGCAUAUUCUUAAUGAAGAGGAAUCAAGAGAUGUAUCUGAAAAACGACUUUCGGCAGAAGAAUCUAAGUAUGCACAAGAGUAUGCGGAUAAUGUUGAACAGUAUUUCCAACAUGUGGCACUGCAAUACAUGCCCAAUAUGCAGCGAGCCGAGGCAGAACAAAGAAUAGUGCGGCCGAAUCUACUGAGUCAUGUGUUCAUUAAAGCUAAUGUAGAUGUUCCGGCUGUUGUUGUUGGUGUUGACGACGAAGAGGUAGAUUUGACCGCUGGAUCGCAACAUAUAAUACCUUAUCAACUUGUAUCAGAUUUAAUACAUAAAAAUCAAGCACAGCUAAUAUAGUUGUGAUAUUAUAUAAUAUAUUAGCAUAUAUGUAAAUAUGGAUAGAUGUAAUAUUGUAAAUAUAUUAUAUGUACAUAUAU